Molecule: messenger RNA, 452 nt
Organism: Chironomus riparius
Lineage: Eukaryota; Metazoa; Arthropoda; Insecta; Diptera; Chironomidae
Source: the annotation of a GenBank genome assembly
CAAAAUUCAUAGUAAAAAUGGAAAUUGAAGUUCAAAGAGAGGUUAAUUCUCAAAUUAAGCAUGUUAUGGAACUUGUUGAAAAAGACAGAGAGAUACAAGCAUUUAAGGAUGAACUGGUUAAAAGGAGUAUUCGAUCUUGGAAUUUACAACUGAUUCAAAAAGAUAAAGAAUUGUUCAGGCAGCAAGAAUAUAUAUUGGAAUUAGAAUCAGAGAUUGAAAAGCAGAAUUCUCGUUCAAAAAAGCUGGAAAAAGAGAUCCUUAAAUUGAGACAGACGAUAAUUCAACAAAAUGAGAUCAAUCUGAAAAAGACUGAGAAAAUUAAGAGAAUGAAGAAGUAUGGAAAGUCAAAGAAUCAAAAAGACAUGGAAUAGCUGACUGUUCAUUCACAGAACACCCUAAAUUGUCAUAGUGAAUUCUGUAAAUUGUGAAAAGGAAAGUAAAUUUAAUUUGGA